AUGACAAUGUGCCGGGAUAAUGGCCUCGAAGGGACGACCGUGCACUCAGAGGAUGAAAAUCAGCACCUUUCCUUGACCCGCAAUCCAACCUGGAGUUACAACAACACCAACUACUAUUUGAUUACCCCCACGUGCGUCUCCGGCUCAGCCUGCACGCUGACCUGUACCCAAAAUAAGCUCCAACUAACGACGAUUCAUUCCGCGAAAGAGCAAGCCAAGCUUUCACAAAAAAUCGCUCAACUCGCCAAAUGCGCAAGUGUGAUGAUUGGCAUGGCCAAUGUAAUUGCAGGGACAAGAUAUCGAAACAUAUGGAGGGACGGCUCAGCGGUUGAUUAUACAUAUUGGGCCAAUGGGGAGCCCUCCUACAUCAUCCCACAUGAAUACACGACGAAAAUUGUCCCUGAGAACUGCACGGUGAUGGCGAAAGAUGGCAGAUGGAACGACGUGAUUUGCCCAGCCACCGAUCCAACCACCAUGGGCGCCUGCGUUUGUAUGAAACGGUGU
Mesorhabditis spiculigera is the source of this 504-nucleotide messenger RNA. Lineage: Eukaryota; Metazoa; Nematoda; Chromadorea; Rhabditida; Rhabditidae. The record is from the annotation of a GenBank genome assembly.